Messenger RNA from Canariomyces notabilis, 2550 nucleotides. RefSeq lists its product as uncharacterized. The transcript has 4 exons. The coding region runs from base 1 to 2550 and encodes 849 amino acids. The record is from RefSeq and is a predicted model, not a curated record. Lineage: Eukaryota; Fungi; Ascomycota; Sordariomycetes; Sordariales; Chaetomiaceae. Gene Ontology annotation, molecular function: protein binding.
AUGCCUCUUCGACAGCUUGUCCCUCCACCUCCGCUGACCCCUCCAGGCCGGGGGGCCCGGGGUCACGUUGACACGGCCAAAGUCGACAUCUUCGCCGUCCACGGUUUGAAUCCGCUGAGCAAAAACGACGCAGACCACGCAUGGGAUACGUGGCGCACCCCGCCCGGGCCGAAAGGCCGCCUGUGGCUGCGGGACGAUCUUCCGCAGUACCUUCCCGAGGCGCGCAUCUUUCUGUAUGAGUACAAUUCGACGGCCGUUUUCGGCCGGGAUAAGGACAACUUUAUUGGCAAGGCAAACGAGUUGCUUGAGGCGGUCAGGAUCAAGCGGCGCGAAGCGCCUGACAGGCCCAUCCUCUUCCUGGGUCACAGCCUGGGAGGGCUGCUGAUCAAGCAGGCACUCAUCAAUGCUCACAACAACCCCAAGUACCAGCCAAUCAAGGAUGCCACGACGGGUCUAGCCUUCUUCGCCACGCCGCACAACGGCGGGGACUGGAAGCUGCUCAGUCUGGGGUCCGUGGUGGCUAAGAUUGCCGUGGCCACUGGGUUCCAGCAGGGCGAUGACAUCUUGGAGACGCUGAAGUCUGGGAGCAUCUUCUCGGACAUCAUGCACGAGCUGUGGAGGCAGCAGCUGAUGAAGUACGACAUCAUUUCGUUCUGGGGAGCGUAUGACAACGCUGUGCCGCGUGACAGUGCUCGCCUGGGGAUGCCUGGAGACCGAGAGAAUGUUGUCAAAUUGAAUGCAGACCACAGCAGCAUAUGCAAGUUUGGCUCCAGCCAAACGGACCAAGACAACUUCGAGCACGUAUGGGCCAACAUUGAGGACAUUUACAAGGAGGCGCUCAAGAAGGCAAAGCCUGUACAAGUGCCCAUCAUCAACCAGCCUGCUCCCCAGAGCUGGGACGGCGCCUCGCCGCCAGUAGAGGGGGCAUACGCUCCACCACAAUCAAACCAAGGACGUGUUAUCAAGUUUAGGAGGCCCGAUGGAGAAGAGCGCUUUCUCGAUGAUGACAGAUUUUUUCUACGAUCGAACCAGCCUGCUAGCCAGGGCUGGAACAACGGGGCCUCGCCGCCAGCAGACGGGGCAUAUGCUUCACCACGACCACCGAUAUCCACCCCUGGGACUCCCCAGCCGCCUUCUGUUCCCUCAAGAUUUCCCCCGCCGCCAUUGGGCAGCACAUCGCCAAAUCCGGACGGACAGCGUCGGUUUACAGGCUUUUUGUACUCGCCGACGACUCCAAAUGACGCCAAUUCGGCCAAGGCGGCCGACCACAAGAAUGCAGGCCGUUGGGAGCAAGCCCGGACGCUCGAACAGCAGAUGUUUGAGGGGUAUCAAAGCACGUUAGGCGUCACUCACGUGUCAACCUUGACCGCCGCGGUCGAUCUGACCCUCACCACGGCCACGCUCGGCUACCUUGCCGACGCCGAGCGGUGGGUAGACUGGGUGAUUCAGAUUGGCGCGGGCACGCUCGGGAUGAAGCACCCCCUUUUACUCAAAAUCAACCGCAUCAAGGGGGAGAUUAUGGCCUCGAAAGGCCAGUACGCCGAGGCCGAGAAUCUGAUCUCUGGCGUGCUCGUGGACCAACAAGACCUCUUGGGAGUCGACCACCUCGACACUCUCGAAACGGAGCGCGCGCUCGGCGACGCCUGCCAGCGCAUGGGGCGACAGCAGGACGCCGAGGCGCGGAUGCGGCACCGAGUGGAAACGCUAACCAAGCGGCUUGGACGAGACCACGUCCUUGUUGCUAGGGCAUUGCUGGACCUGUUCCUGACGCUGAUCUACCCAGAGAUCACGGCGUCUUCGAAUACCAACAAUAACAGCCCCUGGAUACCCACCGUAUCCGGCAACCGCCUGCAGCUCGAACAAGCCGCCUCAUCCGUCGGCGAGUUGCACGGCCGACUCAAAGCCUGCUUGGGCGCGCAGCACCCCCUGACCAUCCACGCGCUGCGGGUGCUGGGGCAGGCCAAAGCCGCGCAAGGCCAGACCACCGAGGCAUCGGACAUGUUCCGGCGGGCGCUGCACAACGCUGAGGAGGUGCUGGGCAAGGACAACCCGGAGACGCUGGCCAUUGUGUGCCAGAUCGGGCUGCUGUACAACAAGCGGGACCAGGAGGUAGCCCAAGUCACUGCAGUGCAGCAGGUUAUAAACCGUGGUAGUGGUGCAGGAGGCGCCCCGUCGUCGACGGCCCGUCCGUGGUUCGAACGCUACGCCGACUGGCUAGACAGGCGGGUCGGGCUGGUGAUACCCGCCACAAGGGAGGUGCUGUGCGUGCUGGCCAUGUCGUACAUGGCCGAGCAGAAGCUUGUCGAGGCGGAGAAGUACUUGGAGAGGCUGGUGCGCGCGUACCAGCAGGACCCGAAGGUGGCGAACUCGCCUGAGGCGGUGCAGGCGGCGAAUCUGCUGCAGUCGUGUAGGAUGAAUACGAUGUGGAUGCGUGGCAUGGGAAAUGGGAGUGUGAGUGGGAAUGACGGGGGGGAUUUGGUGGGCAUGCUGGGGAGGUUGGGGUUUUAUUCGGAUUAUUCAAGUUCGGAUGGGUCUAAUUAUUUGUGGUAG